Molecule: messenger RNA, 3021 nt
Organism: Corythoichthys intestinalis (scribbled pipefish)
Lineage: Eukaryota; Metazoa; Chordata; Actinopteri; Syngnathiformes; Syngnathidae
Product: heat shock 70 kDa protein 1
Exons: 3
Coding region: 970-2898 (642 amino acids)
Cellular component (GO): blood microparticle; nucleus; vesicle
Molecular function (GO): ATP binding; ubiquitin protein ligase binding; ATP-dependent protein folding chaperone
Source: RefSeq, a predicted model, not a curated record
GCCAGAACACUCUGGAAUCGUCGAGAGAAAACGAGAAGACUGCCUCAAAUGCAGGUGGGAGUUAAUACAAUUUGUAUUAGUGGAUGAGAUAAUCCUAACAACAAAAUUGUUAUAUAUACUAGUGUAUAUAUAUAUAAAAAAUAAUAGUUAUAAAGAUAGUGGAAUUAAAAAAACAACAACAACAACGCACUAUAUUAUAAUAAUUUGUUAAAUGACACAGGUCUACAUGCUUUUCUUCUGUGCACAUGAACAAUUCUUGGGCGCUACGGUAAAAUGCGUUCAUUAACUUAAUUGGUGGACAUUUGAUUUGACACCAACCACUGCAUUCAUCAAACUAAUACAAAAACACCAAGUACAGCUACAUAAAGGAGAAACAUAAACUGUAGUAGAAUAAACUUUAUUGCUGAAGAAACCAAGUCUUGAAGGUUUUAAUUGGGGUUUGUUCAUCAUACGUUGAAUAAAAUGUUUUGGAAGAAAAGCAAGUAGACCUAUGUCAUUUAAGACAUGAUUAUAAUAUUGUGCAUUUUUUGUUUGUUUGUUUGUUUGUUUUUUAAUUCCACUGGUGAAUCUCCGAUAUAAUAUAGUAUGGACACACAUACUUUAAAAAAUUUUUUUAUUUAACAAUUUUGUUACAGGGAUUGUCUCUCAUCCACUAAUACAUACUGUAUUUACUCCCGCCUGGCGCCUGCAUUUGAGUCAGUCUUCUCGCUUUCUCUCGACGAUUCCAGAGUGUUCUGACUACAGUGAAUGUCAAUGAUCAAUUAUAAGAUCCGUGUACGCCUUCACAAUAAGAGAAACGUCUGGAAGUGUCCAGAGUGACAGCUCUGAUUGUAUAAAAGCAGCUCCGGGACAGCUGCAGCCUGCAGACAUCAGAACAAGAUCGAAAAGAGAUCCCGAAUAUCCAGCGACUUAUAUCCAGCGACUUCACAAAGAACUAAGAACGAGCGUAUCAACAGUCAAGCAAACAAAAUGGUUUCAGCAAAAGGCACCGCCAUUGGCAUCGACCUGGGCACCACAUACUCCUGCGUGGGUGUUUUCCAGCAUGGCAAAGUGGAGAUCAUUGCCAAUGACCAGGGCAACAGGACCACACCCAGCUACGUGGCAUUCACAGACACUGAGAGGCUCAUUGGCGACGCCGCUAAGAACCAGGUGGCGUUGAACCCCAGUAACACAGUGUUUGAUGCCAAGCGACUGAUUGGAAGGCGGUUUGAUGAUCCUGUGGUACAAUCGGACAGGAAGCACUGGCCCUUCAAGGUAGUCGCCGAUGGAGGGAAGCCCAAAAUCCAGGUGCAAUACAAAGGGGAGGAGAAGGCUUUCAAUCCUGAAGAAAUUUCCUCCAUGGUGCUGGUGAAAAUGAAGGAGACGGCCGAAGCUUAUCUAGGUCAGCAGGUGUCCAGCGCCGUGGUCACAGUCCCUGCCUACUUUAACGAUUCCCAGCGUCAGGCCACCAAAGACGCUGGUGUCAUUGCCGGACUGAAUAUUCUGAGGAUCAUCAAUGAGCCCACGGCGGCAGCCAUCGCUUAUGGUCUGGACAAACACCAGUCAGGAGAACGCAACGUUCUCAUCUUUGACCUGGGUGGCGGCACUUUUGACGUGUCCAUCCUGACCAUCGACGGUGGUAUUUUUGAGGUUAAAGCCACCGCUGGAGACACACAUCUGGGCGGAGAGGACUUUGACAACCGCAUGGUGGAGCACUUUGUGGCCGAAUUCAAAAGGAAGCAUAAGAAGGACAUUGGCCAGAACAAAAGGGCUCUGAGGAGACUGCGCACCGCCUGCGAGAGGGCCAAGAGAACACUGUCCUCCAGCUCCCAGGCCAACAUCGAGAUCGACUCUCUCUUUGAGGGCAUCGACUUCUACACUUCCAUCACCAGAGCUCGCUUUGAGGAGCUUUGCUCUGACCUGUUCAGGGGAACUCUAGAGCCGGUAGAGAAAGCCCUGAAAGACGCCAAGAUGGACAAGGGCCAGAUCCAUGACAUAGUCCUCGUCGGUGGCUCCACACGAAUCCCCAGAAUCCAGAAGCUCCUGCAGGACUUCUUCAAUGGCAGGGAGCUGAACAAGAGCAUCAACCCCGACGAGGCGGUGGCUUACGGCGCUGCUGUUCAGGCUGCCAUCCUGACGGGGGACACCUCGGGCAAUGUCCAGGACCUGCUUCUGCUGGAUGUGGCGCCUCUGUCGCUUGGCAUUGAGACUGCCGGAGGAGUUAUGACGCCACUCAUCAAACGCAACACUACCAUCCCCACCAAGCAGACGCAGAUCUUCAGUACAUACUCUGACAACCAGCCCGGUGUUCUCAUCCAGGUCUUAGAAGGCGAGAGAGCCAUGACCAAGGACAACAACCUGCUGGGAAAAUUCGAGCUGAGCGGAAUCCCACCAGCUCCGCGAGGCGUACCGCAAAUUGAGGUCACCUUCGACGUGGACGCCAACGGCAUCCUUAGCGUGUCGGCGGUUGACAAAAGCACCGGCAAGGAAAACAAGAUCACUAUCACCAACGACAAAGGCCGUCUGAGCAAAGAGGAAAUAGAGAAGAUGGUGGACGACGCCCAAAAGUACAAAGCUGAGGACGACCAGCAGCGGGACAAGAUCGCCGCAAAGAACGCGCUGGAGUCAUAUGCCUUUACCGUGAAGAGCAGCGUGCAGGAUGAGAAGGUGGCGGCCAAGUUGUCCGAGGAGGACAAAAAGACACUAAUGGACAAGUGUGAGCAGACACUCAGCUGGCUGGAGAGCAAUCAGCUGGCCGACAAAGAUGAGUUCCAGGACAAGCAAAAGGAGCUGGAACGUGUCUGUCAGCCAAUUAUUAGCAAAUUGUACCAGGGGGCGGGACCCACGCAAAGCUGCAGUAGUCAGGCCCGGGCAGCUCAGGCCGGUGCCCAGGGGCCCACCAUUGAAGAAGUGGACUGAAGACAUUUGUAUUGUCUCGGAGCCUAAGACACAUUUAAAAUAAUACUGUAUAUAUGGUAUGAGAAUAAGCUAUUUCAAAUGUUUAAAGUCAUCAUGUUUGAAUUUUGUCAUAUUUGCAAUAAA